UCGGAAGCGGUUGUAGGUUCAAAGAGUGGCGGGGCCCGGCGGGGCGCUGAGGAGCGCGCGUGGCGCUUCCUUCAACCUUCGGUAACCAUGGGGUCCUCAAAAGGGGACGAGGAGCAGGGUGUGAUCCUGAUCAGCGACGACGAAACUGAGAGCACGCUUGGGAGUUCGGUUCUGUUAGUAGACCCGUCAGAAAAGACCGCCGUGGAAGAGGAGAAAACUGAAGAGGUCGUAGACGAGGAAGGUGACCUCAUGGUUACAUUCUGUAAACAAGCAAAUGUGAUGCCCCACGCCAGAUACGACUGUACGCUACACCCAUUUGAGAGAAUGGAAUGUGAUACGUGCUCGCCUCUUGGAAAAAAUGCUGAUUUUUGCAGUCAGUGCUACUGCUACAUUUGUGAUAAACUAGCUUCUGAGUGCCAGAAUUGGAUGACCCCUUCCCUCUGUCACUGCAAUGCACAUAACAAAAGCAAAUUCUGGAAGGACCAGCGUGAUUUUGCCUUGGCUGGUGUUCUUGUAAUGUUCAAAUUGGAGCUCACGGAAAUAGACGCAGACCUUCGGCAUGGUGGAAGUCUUCUAAUAAAUUUUAUCCAGGAACUUUCUGUGGAAUAUAAUAAGUAUUUGAUUGGAGAAAAAAUACCUCCCAUACAACAUGAAUGCUUUUGUCUCCCAAAGUUACCUCCUGGCCAAUGCAAUAUCUGCAGAUCACGCAACCCGGAGGUUGUAUACAAGUACUCUGGAGUUUUUGCACUGGUAACAAGAUUUUUAAAUCAGGCAGAAAGAGAGAAUCCUAAAGCUACUGCUGUCAUGCUUCUGGGAGCAGCUAAAGAGCUAGCCCUUCAUAAAGACCCUGCUUUAAGCUGGCAGAACCUUGGUCAUAUUGAUUCGCUAAAGCUUGCUGUCCCGUAUUUGUUGCAAAGGAUCACAACACAACUUCAGAGGAUGCUGGUGUUGUGUGACUUCCCAAAAAAUUUAUAUGAGAAGUUUAUUAACUUUUUCCAGUCCAUUUCACUUCCGUGUCACUGUUUUGGCUUCUCAAAUAGCUUGAACGUCGUGCCAUGGGAUCAUGUCUUGCUAACCACUGUUCUAAAAGGCCAGAAUACCACUGGACAAAGAACACAGAAAGGAAGAAAAAUAUUUCUGUGGGAAGCGCUUCCUGUCAUACAGGCUCGAGUGGAGAAAUUAGUAGACAAAAUGAACUAUAAAGAAGUUGUUCGCUACCUGAGAGCUGUGAAAUGCAAUGAUACCAAAGGGUUAAGAGACCUUCGAGAUAAAAUCCCGUUCUAUUUGUGUAAAACUGGAGACUUCCUUGAUGCUGCGCAUUCUCUGUUGUUUCCCGUCAAUAGCCUUGCGUGCUGCACUGCCUGUCGGCUAACACCUUUUCAGUUUGAGGCCUACCUGAAGAUGUUCAGAACAGGCAGUGUCCCCACUGGAAAGGAUAUUCAAGACCCUGCGCCCUGGAUUACAACCGGGUCUCCAUUGAAGGAUGGCGUUCUAAUUAAGCAGGCACUCAAACUCCUGUACAGCAAUCUGUCACUAUACAGGAAUCCUAAAUGCUGGAGUUCCCUCAUCAUGAUUUUGGGUAGUAGCCGUUUGCUAGAAAAAAGUGGGCACCUACAUCCUCUGUCCCUGAAAGAGCCACCGCUUGACUUCCAAGAGGGGGUGCUGGCUGCCAGUGGCAGUCUCUUGCAGGAACUGAAGGCAAAAGUUAAUGUUUCUUUACCACCUGCUAUUUUCUCUCCUCAAUUACACCAUGAGGCUUGUCUUAUUCUCGCAGUGCAAGCAGUACAACAGAUGCUUUUCUGUGAUCUCCCAUACUUGACUUCCUUCCUAGAGAUAGCCCUGGCUUUUGGGAAUAACUUCUGGGCUCUGAGGCUGUUAUUGGAUCAUCUUUCCUAUCAGGAGCACAUUCUCCAUGGCACUGUCAAUCUGAUUUUGAGAGAUCUGAGUCGUCAGAAAGCAACAAUGCUAAAACUGUGGCAAAACCUUGGUCCCCAGUAUGUGGGUGAGUUCCUUUGCCUGUUCCUGACUUGCAGACAUAAGAAGAUGCAAUCUAUCGGUCUGUUCGCUCUGAAUAUAAUUACAGAAAACCUGCAUGUGUGUCCAUGGGCAAAGCACCUUUGCAGAUUCUUUCACAAUGUGGGAUUAAGGUAUCUGCCCCUUGGCACUGCAGCUCAUCAUGAAGUCUCAAAGUUCAUAAGCAUUUUUGAAAAACUAUAAUUUGCCACAACUUUCAAGCAUAUUUUUCAACUUGUAUUGACUGGACAUAUCUCUUGCUGGGUUCUUCAUUUUCUGUUUUGUCAUCUCUUCCCUCACUUAAAAACGUUCACCUAAGAACUGACCAGACAAAUCCAAAAAUUUUAGAUUUAGGUGGUGAAUAGUGGCUGUAUUUCAGCAGCUAUGUUCUGGAAAUGUCCUUUUUUCAGGCAUGUGUAUUAAGCUGUCAUUUAAAGAGGCAAGAGCUAUACACUGUAGGAAGAGCUGGCCUACAGAGAGAUGCUGAUCCGAGGCGGCGGAUGCAAGAGGUAUGAGAGGAGAGAAACACGGACAAAACAAAGCACCAGGAGUUUUUGCUUUUGAGUUGCACAGGUGGAUAGUUGUGUUCUGGGUGAGAAAGCUGCGGCAGAGCAACUGCUAAGAGAACAGUUAGAAAAGCUUCUCCAGUGAGGAAAAUUGCCUCUCCACAGGUGUACAACAGUAUACAUUAAUGCUGUUUGCACUCCUUGGUUUUCUUUAGUGCAUAAUUAUAAAAAAUAAACCACUCUUCAGUUAGUGUGGUUCAGCCUCAAGCUUUCUUAUUUGCUGCAAGAAAUCAGAAUCAAGAAAGCCAUAACCUGUUUUUUGUACUUAAAAAAAAAAAAAAAUCUAGUUUUUUGAGGUUUUCUAAUUGUGGGGCUUUUUUAUAUUCUACAAUAGGUGACAAACUGGUGCUGAUGGCUGUCUUGUGUUUUUUUUUUUUUUGAAGCCUGAACUGUGAAGGUAGAAAUAGAAAUAUUUCUAGCCUCGUUGUACUGUUCUUUGCCCCCUGCCUGCUACCUGUCUGCAUUGGUUUGGCAGUUGGGAUAAAGUUAUACCGCAUUUUGUUAUCCAAAAUGAGUUGUUAUUCAAGUCUUCCACAAAAAAAAAUACAUGCAUCUAAAAUUACUUGAGGUUUAAUAAAACUUUUGUAGAAAU
Cygnus atratus (black swan) is the source of this 3171-nucleotide messenger RNA. RefSeq lists its product as uncharacterized. The record is from RefSeq and is a predicted model, not a curated record. The transcript is spliced from 20 exons. The coding region runs from base 88 to 2217 and encodes 709 amino acids. Lineage: Eukaryota; Metazoa; Chordata; Aves; Anseriformes; Anatidae.